Molecule: messenger RNA, 1675 nt
Organism: Nyctereutes procyonoides (raccoon dog)
Lineage: Eukaryota; Metazoa; Chordata; Mammalia; Carnivora; Canidae
Gene: RAB9A
Product: RAB9A, member RAS oncogene family
Exons: 6
Coding region: 607-1212 (201 amino acids)
Biological process (GO): Rab protein signal transduction; retrograde transport, endosome to Golgi
Cellular component (GO): phagocytic vesicle; lysosome; late endosome
Molecular function (GO): GTPase activity; GTP binding
Source: RefSeq, a predicted model, not a curated record
CGCCGCCAUGUUGUUCCCUUGGUGCUGGACGUGAGGAGCCGGAGUUGGGCUGAAGCGGCGCUACGGCCUCGUGCCCGCGGGUGCCCGGCCUCGUCUCCUCUUUGCACCCAGCCAGGCCGGCCGGGAGCUCACGGGCGUCCUGUGUGCGGCCGCGAGCCGUUUUCACCAUACCUGUCUAAGACUAGGCCCUUCAGGAUAUGUACUACUUCAUUUUGGUGGUGAAUGUAACUGUUAGGUGAACUUCUGGGGUAAUUCUCUCCUAUGGGGUAGAGGAGAUGCUAAAUUGUACACCUAAAAAUGAUUGCUAUCAUAUGGGAUCUAGCAAAGGAAUGUGUGUUCUUUGGACGGGUUUUAUUCUGGGAAGGAUCAAAAGAAAUUGGUGCAGGAACAACAUCCAUUGGCCUCAGGAACCUUGCUGGAUGAGUAGUUGGCUUGCUACUCUGGCUAAGAAACUUCCUACACUCCUAUUAUGAGCCUGGCACUGUGGUGAAAAGCUGUUCCCUCUCAUCCGUGACCAAGUGAAUCUUCCCAACAGCCCUGGGAGGUAAUGAUGCUGCUUGAACUGAACAAUUAAGAGUUCUAAAGUCAAAGAUCUUGAGAUCAAUAAUGGCAGGAAAAUCUUCACUUUUUAAAGUAAUUCUCCUUGGAGAUGGUGGAGUUGGGAAGAGCUCUCUAAUGAACAGAUAUGUGACCAAUAAGUUUGAUACCCAGCUCUUCCAUACAAUAGGUGUAGAAUUUUUAAAUAAAGAUUUGGAGGUGGAUGGACAUUUUGUUACCAUGCAGAUUUGGGACACGGCCGGUCAAGAGCGAUUCAGAAGCCUGAGGACGCCGUUUUACAGAGGUUCUGACUGUUGCCUGCUCACUUUUAGUGUUGAUGAUUCUCAGAGCUUCCAGAACUUGAGUAACUGGAAGAAAGAAUUCAUAUAUUAUGCAGAUGUGAAAGAGCCCGAAAGCUUUCCUUUUGUGAUUUUGGGCAACAAGAUUGACAUAAGUGAACGACAAGUGUCUACAGAAGAAGCCCAAGCUUGGUGCAGGGACAACGGCGACUAUCCUUACUUUGAAACAAGUGCAAAAGAUGCCACAAAUGUCGCAGCAGCCUUUGAGGAAGCUGUUCGAAGAGUGCUUGCUACUGAGGAUAGGUCAGAUCACCUGAUUCAGACAGACACAGUCAGCCUGCACCGAAAGCCCAAGCCUAGCUCAUCUUGCUGUUGAUCAUUAGAGAGGUUCCCUGUGCGAUCUAACCAACUUACACACACAUACAGGAAAAAUCACAGGGUGGAGAAGAGAAUUAGCAUUUGCAGCAAUGGAUCACCUACUCAUAAAAUUAAACUAACCAUAUUGCUGCUUUGUUAGUGGGUGGGAGAAGGGACACAUCCACUCAUGGAAGAAUCAAUUUACUCAGUAGUGGCACCUUACAUUUAUAAAUUGUAAUGGUUGUCUAAUAACGUUUAAUUUAAAUAUGUAAGUUACAGAGCUAAUAAACGAGAUGAUCAAGACUUUAAUUAUAAUUAAAACACUUGAAUAUUCUGGAAGUUAAUGUUUUUUUUUCCCCUGGGAAAAUGGAGAACUACUUUUUAUAUGUGUAUAUUUUUGUGUAAUUAGCAUUCAGUUCCUGGUUGAGGGGGGAAAAGAUUCCCUAAAGCAAUAAUGUUAAAUAAUAAAGAUUAAAAUCUAA